UUUUGUUGCGUUUCUGAAGUCCUUUUUCAUAGACAAAUGCCUAAGGUCAUUGGUUGAAGAAGUGUGCUUCUCUGCUCUGAAGUUGUGUGUGUUGUUUCUCUAGUCUCAUGAUUGAUCUGACCGAAGUGGAAAAGGAGCGCCUUCUAGAUGAAUGGUUCACCCUGGACGAGGUCCCCAGAGGAAAGCUGCACCUGAAACUGGAGUGGCUCACACUGACGCCACAUGCUGCUCACCUGGACCAGGUGCUGACAGACAUCAGGGCUGACAAAGACCAAGCCAACGAUGGCCUUUCUUCUUCCUUGCUGAUCUUGUAUUUGGAUUCAGCGAGGAACCUUCCGAGUAACCCGUUAGGGUUUAACCCCGGUGUCUUGAAGAAGACUGCAGUUCAGAAAGCUUUAAAGUCUGGGAAGAAAAUAAACAGCAACCCCAACCCUCUGGUGCAGAUGUCAGUUGGUCACAAGGCCCAGGAGAGCAAGAUUCGGUACAAAACCAAUGAACCUGUGUGGGAGGAAAACUUCACUUUCUUCAUUCACAAUCCGAAGCGCCAGGACCUUGAAGUUGAGGUCAAAGAUGAACAACAUCAGUGUUGCCUGGGGAACCUGAAGAUCCCACUCAGUCGUCUGCUCACCAGCGAUGACAUGACCAUGAACCAGCGAUUCCAGCUCAGUAAUUCAGGUCCAAACAGCACUCUGAAGAUGAAGGUCGCCCUCAGGGUACUCCACCUCGAAAAGCAAGACAGGUCUCCAGACCACCAGCACUCAGCUCAAGUAAAGCGACCCUCAGUUUCCAAAGGAGGGAGAAAAGUAUCUGUCAGGUCUCAGGUGUCCAUGUCACCAGGCGCUGGGGACAGCAGCCCAGCCCCGUCCACUCCAGUCCUUGGAGGCGGUGCGAAGUCCAGCGUGGAGGACAGAGCUCAGCCUGCGGAGACCAGCCCUCAGGGGCCUCGAGACCUGGGCAGAAGCGCCUCUAGCCUCCAUGGCGGCACCACCGGCUCCCCCAGCCACAUCUUCAUCAAGGAGCCCACCCCCAGCAUAGCCUCGGACAUAUCGCUGCCCAUCGCCACGCAGGAGCUUCGGCAGAGGCUGCGGCAGCUUGAGAAUGGGACGACGCUGGGACAGUCUCCCCUGGGGCAGAUUCAGCUGACAAUCCGGCACAGCUCGCAGAGGAACAAGCUGGUGGUGGUCGUGCACGCCUGCAGAAACCUCAUUGCCUUCUCUGAAGACGGCUCUGACCCCUACGUCCGCAUGUAUUUGUUGCCAGACAAGAGGAGGUCAGGGAGGAGAAAAACACAUGUGUCGAAGAAAACACUGAACCCCGUGUUUGAUCAGAGCUUUGAGUUCAGCGUCUCGCUACCGGAAGUGCAGCGGAGAACGCUGGACGUCGCCGUGAAGAACAGUGGCGGCUUCCUGUCCAAAGACAAAGGGCUUCUUGGCAAAGUGUUGGUUGCUCUGGCGUCUGAAGAGCUCGCCAAAGGCUGGACCCAGUGGUAUGACCUCACAGAAGACGGGACGAGACCCCAUGUGGUGACGUAGGCCACGCUGGUCAGGGAGCUGCCUGGGUAUCUGCCACCCUGCGUGCUCGGAAGGCGCCUUCCCCACACACCAGUGCUAUUUUUAUACUUCAUGUUCUUCGCUUAUCGUUUUAUAUAACGUGGACGUUUUAAUCAUAUUUGGCCAAUGUUACUGUUAACUUUUGUAUGUCUGACUUCCUGUAGUAUUUCAGCAGUUAUCACUGUGUACAAUAGGACGUAGUCACUGCGGUGUUGUGCUGGGCUGUGUCCAGGAGGCAGGUGUGUAUAUGCUUUGUUGUUACCUUGUUUUGUGUGUCACUGAGGCACACUGUGCCAUGUACAUAGACUCUAUUUUUUAUAAUCUCUAUAAACUGGUUUGAAUUCAGAAAAAAAUGGUUUAAGGAAAUAUAUAUUUUUUCUUCUAAGUCUUAUUAAAUUCUUAUGACAAAUAAUCAUUUUUGUCUUUGCAAGAAAAGUUCUCAGUGACUUAUUUUGCGCUGUUUCUUUUUUAAAAGAAAAGCUGAAAGAUUAUUGAAUAUUAGUAUAUCUCUAUCCAUAAUCAGUGAAAGAAAGUAUUCAAAAAAUUAACUUUCAUAACUGUAAAAUGUGUUAUUGAGAAGUUGGUUGAAGUGUUUAUAAGAAAAAAUGUUAUAUAUCUAAGUUGCAUAGACUAUUAAGAGAAUUAUCAUGGUUCAUUAAUCAUAGUGUCCUAAUUUGAAACUUCUUACAUCCAUGAAAAUGUCAAGUUUUUUUUUAAUUGCUUGUUGUAACUUAUUCAUGAAAUAGUGCACAUAAACACAAUUAUACUUUUUCUAAAAUAUAAUACAAAUUUUCAGUGUUAGCUGUUAGGUCAUUGUGAAAUAGUCUAUCAUGAGCUUUGUGGGUUUUCUGUGUUUUCCCAGCCUGUAAAGAAAGACAAGCUUAUGUUGUCACCAUAAAGGUUGCGAGGUAAAUGGGGUAAGGAGAUCGGAAAUUGCAUUAAAAGCCGAUCACUGGUUCACGCGUUCGUCGGUGUGACAUCGCGCAGGACAGUGGUCUGGGCUGGUCCUCGGCUCCAUUCUGCUCUCACGGGCCGCAACCAGGGUGUCAGCACAGCGGCGCUUGGAUGAGAAGCACCAUUUCCUGGUUUCCUUACUUCAUGCCAUGACUGACCUCAAUAUUGGAAUAUUGUGACACAAUUAUUUUGGAAUAUAUUUUUCUUCUUAGAUUAUUAAAAGCAUGUUUUAUAUCCUGAA
This is a messenger RNA of Myotis lucifugus (little brown bat), 2745 nucleotides long. RefSeq names its product extended synaptotagmin 2 (gene ESYT2). Gene Ontology annotation, biological process: lipid transport. Bases 108 to 1532 code for a protein of 474 amino acids. Lineage: Eukaryota; Metazoa; Chordata; Mammalia; Chiroptera; Vespertilionidae. The record is from RefSeq and is a predicted model, not a curated record. The transcript has 13 exons.